Ziziphus jujuba (common jujube) is the source of this 587-nucleotide messenger RNA. RefSeq names its product cytochrome c oxidase subunit 6a, mitochondrial. Gene Ontology annotation, biological process: mitochondrial electron transport, cytochrome c to oxygen. The transcript has 4 exons. Lineage: Eukaryota; Viridiplantae; Streptophyta; Magnoliopsida; Rosales; Rhamnaceae. Bases 65 to 373 code for a protein of 102 amino acids. Gene Ontology annotation, molecular function: enzyme regulator activity. The record is from RefSeq and is a predicted model, not a curated record. Gene Ontology annotation, cellular component: mitochondrial inner membrane.
AGGGUUUCACUGCAAACACCGAGUAAAUACAGCGUCAAAGAAAGAGGGCGUAGGUGGGAAAAAAAUGGCGAUGGCGAUGGUACGAUCUGCUUUGCUCCGCAACUCCAUGCGUGGUGGCUCUCGAGUUCCUUCUGCACCUCCUAAGCGCAACUUUGCUUCCUCUUCUCAUCACGACGAUGCCUAUGAGACGGCAAAGUGGGAAAAAAUUACUUAUGCAGGCAUUGUGACAUGCACCAUUUUAGCCAUUUAUAACCUACGAAAGGGUCAUCCCCACGACGAUCCACCUCCUCCAUACCCAUAUCUGCACAUACGCAAUAAGGAGUUUCCAUGGGGUCCGGAUGGGCUUUUCGAGAGAAAGCAUGAUCACCACUAGAAUAUUUUCUGAUCCAUGUCAAGGAGAUACCAAUAACCUCUUCUUCACAUUUUACUUGGAAUUGUUGAAUUGUUUUUAGAUGUUAAUGUUUGUGUUUAUCAUUUUGAUUCUGGAUUCAGGCCCGUAUCAGGCAUGUUACUAUCUUUUAUGCUUUCUUUCUGUCAAGCGUACUUUGUUACAUUUUAAUAAGUUGACAAUUCUUCUUUUCCAGUUU